Messenger RNA from Dendronephthya gigantea, 786 nucleotides. Its product is annotated as leucine-rich repeat extensin-like protein 3. The annotation marks the transcript as partial. The record is from RefSeq and is a predicted model, not a curated record. The transcript has a single exon. Lineage: Eukaryota; Metazoa; Cnidaria; Anthozoa; Malacalcyonacea; Nephtheidae.
AUACCACCACCAAUUCUGCCACCACCACCAAUACCACCACCAAUACUGCCACCACCACCAAUACCACCUCCGAAACCACCGCUCCCUGCACCUAUACUCCAACCACUACCACCUAUACUGCCACCGCCGCCAAAACGACCACCAAUACUCCCACCACCACCAAUACCACCACCUAUAUUACCGCCACCACCAAUACCACCACCAAAACUGCCACUACCACCUAUACCACCACCAAUUCUGCCACCAAUUCUGCCACCACCAUUAAUACCACCACCUAUACUACCACCACCACCAAUACCACCACCAAUUCUGCCACCACCACCAAUACUGCCACCACCACCAAUACCACCUCCGAAACCACCGCUCCCUCCACCUAUACUCCAACCACCACCACCUAUACUACCACCGCCGCCAAAACGACCACCAAUACUCCCACCACCACCAAUACCACCACCAAUUCUGCCACCACCACCAAAACUGCCACUACCACCAAUACCACCACCUAUACUACCACUACCACCAAUACCACCACUUAUACUACCACCACCACCAAUACUGCCACCACCUCCAAAACCACCACCUAUAUUACCACCACCACCAAUACCACCACCUACACGGCCACCACCACCAAUACCACCACCAAUUCUGCCACCACCACCGAUACCACCACCUAUACUACCACCACCACCAAUACCACCACCUAUUCUGCCACCACCACUAAUACUACCACCUAUAACAAAUCUUGCAUCUAAACGAAAGAGAAAAACCCACGAUGUUAACAUGUAG